Messenger RNA from Nylanderia fulva, 8374 nucleotides. RefSeq names its product neurexin 1 (gene Nrx-1). The record is from RefSeq and is a predicted model, not a curated record. Gene Ontology annotation, molecular function: calcium ion binding. Lineage: Eukaryota; Metazoa; Arthropoda; Insecta; Hymenoptera; Formicidae.
CGUCGCACCAUCGUCAUCGGCAGGCGAGCGUCCCGACCGAGCGUCGCUCUGUCUCGCCAAGCUAGUAUCAAACCGGGAGUCGUCGAGAGGGUCGACCGAUCCAACAACCCUCCGGGAGAAUCGGUCGAUUGACAACCGCGGCCAGCCAUUAGAGGACGAUAAACGGGUAGGGUUUCCCGGCUGGAAUUUUCGCGCGCGCGUUCGCGACUUGGACGUCCAGUUUUCGUUCUCGGAGAGAGAGCCUCCGGGUGGCGAAGAGCGAGGAACAAGUGCGAGAGAGAGAUAGGAAGAGGAAAGAAAGAGGGAGAGAGAGAGAAAAAUGGAGCGCGCGGCCGGAUCGAUCGCGAUACGAACGGAUGGCUGACUCGAGAGUGAACCGUGUUCAGAGUACUGGUAGUCCGAGGGCUUGAAACGAGAGCUGGUGCCGGCGCCAUUCGACGCCAGCCACGAGCUCACCACGUCGGGGAACGGCGUCGUCACGAACGUCGCCGUGCGAUCAUCCCCCGGUGUCUCUCUCUCUGCGAUUCUGCGUCGCGACGCCGGGAGAGGGAGGGAUACAGAGAGAGAGCUGGUGUGUGGUGAAAGUGCCUCAUCGCGUGAUUAGGUCGAGGUCGUGUCGCUGGGACCGCUCUCUAUCCGGUGACCUUCGCCGCUGGAGAUGAAGCUCGUUGAUGUUAGAUGACGUCCCUCGCGAUUCCGGACUGAUUUGACGUGUCGUUUCGCAGCCGUCUUUUCCCGAAACGUGUGUACUUAGGUAUCUCGGCUGAAAGGAGAAAGUGUGCCAUCGCGACGCGACGCGACGUGUUACGAGACGACCCGAGGGAAUCACGGCUUAGGCACCCUCGACACGAAGCAAUACGAGAGGGAUAACGGCUCCCUCGACGUUGUGGAAGUCGUCGCUCGGCGUGCUAUGCGUGAUCAAUCCGAGGAUUCUUCGGGAACAGUGAUAGGGAGAGAUAGGAAGAAACUGAAAGUCCCAACAGUCCUCUAAGAAUUAUUCCAGUUUCCGUAUUCUUAUUAUUUCGAUAGCGUUUGCUGAUUAGACACUCUCGAAUAAAUCAAAAAAAUUUGUUCGGCGAUUACGUGAAAUUAGAAUCUUGAAAAAGUUUGCAUCGCAAGAGCAACCAGAACAUCGAUAUUAUUUUUGUUCCUUCGAAGUAUUUAAGUGACUGUGGUCGAUUGAUGAUCUUCCGCAAAAGGAUGUUAGUUACAUUCAAAGAAAUUGCGUUAUGUUGAUCAAGCAAUUUAUUAGGCCACAGAUGUAAUUAAUAUUUUUUUUAGAAAAAUCUAUUAUUCUAACUUCUCCUUCGUCUUUGUUUUGGAUCAUACAAAAGUGAGACGAUUUUAAUAAAGAGAAAAAGAUGUCGUGAAUUCUUAUCGCGUUUCCAGUGUUUUUAGAGUGUACUCGCAUACGUUUACACAUUUAUGAAUUUUGAUGCAUCCAACUAACUGACUGAACCUGCAAUUGAAGACAUAUCCAGAAAUAUCGAUUUGUAUUGAAGCAAUGAAAUUUGAUCAAAGAUAAAGUAUCAUUUUACGAAUAAUUAUUAUCAAAGCAGUUUUUAUAAGUAAUUAUUAUUGAAAAUUAUCUCGAGCAAGAGAGAGAGAGAGAGGAAAAAGAAAGAAAAUCUCCAACAGAGUCGAAACUCUUCCCCGAAAUCGUACGACUGAUAAUCGUGACUCGAGCUGAUCGAAGACAUUUAAAGAUAUUUACAUUGCGAGAAGGACGGAGAACCAGCGCGUAACACACCCACCACGGGUGCAUCUCGCACGAAUCGCGCGUGCGUGCUCACGUGCUCACGGAUGCAGCAGCCGGGUGUCACAACGUGGCCGACGUCACGCACCCACGCUUCGGGCUCCUACGCGGAAUGCGUAUGAGCGCGUGACGUCAUCUCGCGCAACCGAUAUCCGAAGGUACGAAUGAGCAGGAUCUAGCGGCAAGGAUCUCAAGGGAUUCAAGAGUGAAUCAUGCGUCAUCCCUCGCUUCUACCGGCGCCGGUGGUGCUCCUGCUCGUCUGCCAGGUGGCCCGUUCGUUUCUCCUGGAGGGCUCCGCGACCAGCUACGCGCAAUUUCGGAAAUGGAACGCCGGCCUGAACGGCACCCUCGAAUUCGAGUUCAAGACCGAGCAGGGAAACGGGUUGCUGCUUUACACGGACGAUGGUGGCACUUACGACUUCUUCGAGGUGAAGCUGGUCGAGAGCGCGCUCAGGCUUAGGUACAACCUAGGCGGCGGCGCGCAGAUUGUCACCGUCGGCCACGACCUCGGCGACGGACACUGGCACAAAGUGCAGAUCACCAGGUGCAACGAGAACACUACUCUGACGGUGGAUGGUGUCAGCGCGGUAUCCACGUCGCGCGGCAAGGAGUUCGAAUUCGGCAAGCUCGCCGGGAACUCGGAUGUCUACGUGGGCGGGAUGCCUAGCUGGUACAACAGCAAGCUAACGCUGCUGGCGCUGCCCAGCGUAAUAUUCGAGCCGAGAUUCAAUGGAUUUAUUAGGAAUCUCGUGUACGCCGAUGGGGAGAAUACCAUGCCCAGGAGACAGGAGAUGAAGAGUCGGGAUGCCAAGUGCGGUGGCUUCCCGUGUGUCGAGAGCGCCAACAAACGCAAGUCGCCGAGGAGUUUACGCAACAUUGCGAAUACAACAGACGCUUGCGAGACUCGCGAUCCGUGUCAGCAUGGUGGCAUUUGCAUUUCUACGGACAGCGGACCGAUCUGCGAAUGUCGCACCGGCGAUUACGAGGGUGCAUACUGCGAGAAAGACAAAGCCCCUUCGGAAGCGUCCUUCAGAGGGACCGAGUAUCUCACGAUAGAUCUGAGCAAAGGAGAACCGGUACUCAGUACACAGGAAUCUAUAAGCCUUCAGUUCAAAACGAGACAGCCAAAUGGACUUUUAUUUUAUUCCGGAGAGGGCGAUGAUUAUCUCACCGUGUCGCUGAGAGACGGAGGCGCCGCGGUAGGAAUGACCCUGGCCAAAGGAAGAUUGGAUCUGCACAUAAAACCGGCCAGGGUGCGAUUCGACGAUAAUCAGUGGCACAAGAUCGUCGUCCACAGGAAGGUUCAGGAGAUCUCUUCAAUAACCAGCUUCUGCAGGCUCUCUGCUAUUGUCGAUGGGAUUUACGCUGAGCACGGACAUACCGCAGGAUCGUUCGCGCAUUUAGCAAGCGAUCGACUUCUCGUCGGUGGAGGCGCCGAUGCGAGAUCCUUGCAGGGCGCUAAAGGGAUCAACAACUUCGUUGGAUGUCUGAGAAAGGUGGAGUUCGCUGCGGAAGGAAUCAAGAUGGAACUGAUCGAAGCGGCCAGGAGCGGAGCAGCAGGUGCUGCGGCUUGGGGAAAGAUGGAUUUUCACUGUCGUGAGCCAAAAGCCUCAGAUCCGAUCACGUUCACCACUAGGGACUCGCAUCUCAAGGCCGGAACGACGAUAAACAUGAGGCGACUCCACGGCCUUGUGGUCACCUUCACCAGCCCAGAGUCCCACCUGGUUCUACCACCUUGGAAAGCUGCCAAGUCCGGAAGUAUAUCCUUCAAAAUUCGUACGAACGAACCCCACGGACUGAUCAUGUAUAGUCGCAGCGGAGCGCACACGAGACAAGAUCUAUUUGCCUUCGAAAUUAUUGGCGGACAUCUUUAUCUACACGCCGAUCUUGGAAGUGGCCCCGUUAAAGUAAGAUCAUCAAAAACACGUAUCGAUGAUGGUACUUGGCACGACGUUGCCCUAAGAAGAGUCGAGAGGGAUGGUCGAGUUACUGUUGACGGUUAUACAGCCGAUUUUCGUACGCCAGGUGAUUCCACGCAAUUAGAUUUGGAUGGCUUGUUAUAUAUCGGUGGUGUGGGUGCACCAUUCGCGCCCUUAACAGUUCCGCCCGUUCUAUGGACAGGCGCCCUUCGACAAGGCUACGUGGGUUGCAUGAGAGACCUCGUUAUUAAUGGACAUCCGGUAGAUAUCGCAGGAUAUGCGCAACAACAGGAUUCCGGUGCAGUGAGACCCGCAUGUCACACUCAACCCGCGCAUUGCCCUUCGCAACCGUGUAUGCAUGGUGGCCAUUGUCUCGAAGGGUGGAAUCGAUUUCACUGUGAUUGUACCGGCACACCUUACACAGGACCCACUUGUGGCAAAGAUGCAUCGACACUGCAUUUAAAUGGUACGCAACAAAUGACGGCAUUGAUGCCGGAAGAGUCCAGGACACAAGCGGAGGAAGUCAUCAUACGCUUUAAGACAACAAAACACGUGGGUCUUCUACUAGCGACAAGUUUAGAGAACAGCGCCGAUCGUUUACAGAUUUAUUUAGAUGAGGGCAAAGCACAGAUGCUAAUUCACGUCGGAGAUCGAGAAAAGUUAAUGAUAGCUGGGCAGGGUCUCAAUGAUGACAUGUGGCAUACACUGAGAUUUUCCAGGCGGUCUAAUUCCCUCAAAUUCCAAGUCGAUGACGAAGCAGCGAUACGAGAAGACCCGCCGCUGGGAAAGCAGAGCAUCUUGGAGUUUCGCACCCUCCACGUAGGCGGAUAUCCUCAAAUAGGCGAGGACAUACCGCAUUUUGUGGGUCAAUUGCAGCAGAUCUGGUUCAAUGGAUAUCCGUAUUUGGAGAUAGCACGCAGCGCUGGAAGCCAUCAGGCCACUCAUCAGGGUGUUGCGCCCAUCAUCAGGGUCACUGGCAAAUUCGGGAAGAGGAAUCAUCCGGUUCACCAUCCGGUGACCUUCACUUCUAAACACACUUUUGUGGGCCUUCCGGUGCUCAAAGCGUACGUGGAGACCAACAUCUACUUCCAGUUUAAAACGCGCGAGGGAAACGGCCUGAUCCUUUUUAAUGGCGGAAGAGAGCAUGACUUUAUUGCAGUCGAGUUAGUUAACGGACACAUUCACUACGUGUUUGACCUUGGCGACGGAGCGGUCAGGGUCAGGGACACUUCGAAGACCAAAUUAAACGAUGGCAAGUGGCACGCCGUCAGCAUCGGUAGACCUGCCUCAAAGAGACAUACUCUCGCUGUAGACGACCACGUGACCGCUGUUAACAGCCAGGGCAGCAAUGAGAAUCUCGAUCUUGAUGGCAUUUUGUAUAUAGGCGGAGUAGAAAAAACGCAGUACAUUCAAUUACCGAAGCAAAUUAUCAGCCGUCACGGAUUCGAGGGGUGUCUGGCAUCGUUGGAUCUCAGUGGGGAAAGCAUCGAUCUCAUUGCCGAUGCUGUCGUGCCAAGUUCGCUCGUCACAUCCGGAUGCGACAUUUAUUCCAAUCUGCACCCAGGCAAGAAAUGCACGCACGAUCUCUGUGCGAAUCAUGGCACCUGCGUGCAGCAGUGGAAUAGUUACACGUGCGAUUGCGACAUGACGAGUUUCACUGGACCUACCUGUAACGAUGAGGCUAUCGCUUACGAAUUUGGGCCUGGAAAAGGAAUUAUCACAUACACCUUCCCGCCUGAUCGUCGACCGGAAAUGAAAAGAGAUACCGUGGCCUUGGGUUUCGUCACUAGUGUUAAUGAUGCUGUGUUGCUUAGGAUAGAAUCCGCGUCGAGUGACGAUUAUCUCGAAUUAGAAAUUGUGGAAGGUAAUGUUUUUGCGGUUUAUAACAUGGGCACCAAUGAUCAUCCGAUCGGCGAGGUUGGCGUAAAAGUUAACGACAACCAAUAUCACGUAGUUAGAUUUACCAGAACAGGACCGAACAGUACAUUACAAGUCGAUGACUACAAUCUGCAAUCUAAUCAUCCGUUGGGUCACCAACUGUCAGUGUUCAACAGCCAAUCUACUAUCCAAGUAGGCGGUCGAUGGAAUCGCAGCAAGGGCAGAGUAGAGCGACCAUUUCUGGGGAUAAUAGCCGGUCUGGUCGUUAAUGGUGCGAGAAUCUUAGAGCUGGCAGCAGCCAAAGAUGGUAAAGUUACAGUUAGAGGAGACGUGCAGCUCUUGCCGGCCGGAAGUCUCCUCGAUCGUGCCGCACCGUUGCAAAGAAUGCAACAGACACCUGCAUCCGGUUUUCCCGGCGUCGUAGAUGAUCUUAUAUUCUCCGGCGCCGGAAGUGGUUGCGCCGGCGAUGACGAAGACGAGGAGUGCACCCCAAUCUACGAGUCUGGUUCCGGUAAGUAUGACAUCAUCACGCCAGUAUACGUGGCACCCACGCGAUCGCCGACAACAUUAAGGCCAAAACAUCACAAGGAAAAUAUUCAAGAGCGUCCAUCGUGUGACGAUGAAGAAGACUGCGAAGAAGGCUCAGGCGAUUCCAGAACAACGGAAGAGAUUUUUGUCACCUCGGCUACCGACAUCAGCUCGGUGACGUACACGACGCCUCGCGAAUACUCGACGAGCCAUACCAGCACGCAGACAUCCUCGGCGUCGUCGACAACGUUGAGCCGCGACGUCGUCACCGUCUCCGUCCAAUACAAUGUGUCAACUACAGACCUCGAGACCAGCCAUGGCAGCAGCGUCGUGACGCACCGGUCGACAACCGUGACGACGCAGUCAACCACGACGGAGAUGACGGAACCGCCGCCACCGCCUCCUCCACCCAUGUAUCCGCCGUUGCCCACUCCGCCCAAGAAUAACAACAACAAUAAGCGAAUCACUUCCGAGGCGGCCGAGAAUGCCGCGCUCAUAAUCGGCAUCAUAGCCGCCGCGCUGAUAGCGAUAGUCCUCAUCAUAUUGAUAAUCCUCAAGUUCAAGAAUCGGCCGGAAACCAGCUACAAGGUGGACGAGACGAAGACAUUCUGCCAAGACCCGAACGCGGCCCUCCUGGGUGCCGCGGGCUCCGGUCAGCCCUUCAACGGCGCCCUGAAGAACGGCGCCAACGGCAGCAAACCUAAUAAGAAACGAGAACUGAUAGACAUUAAAGAGUGGUACGUGUAAAAAAAAAAAAACAUUGCUUUGCGUAUCCGAAUAUAUCACGCUCACGUCUUUCGUCAUCCUUUAUCGUUGGGAAAGAUCGUGAAUCGAGAGGGACAUCCCUCUGCCAAAAAGAGCGUAGCGAAAUAAUCCUCGUUAGUGUCGCGAGUGUGCAAAAAAUAAAAAAAAAUAAAAAAAAAUAAAAAUACGAGAGGGCUGAUCGAGCACUAUCGAAGAGAGAAUCCUUUCCUGCUUCACAACUGUAAUAGUAAACGGAGUCUCGCGAAUCCCGAAUUUGAAGGAUCUAUUCCGAGGGUCGGUGCACGCGCAAACUCGCGGCACCUUCUGCAAAUCUUCCUGUGCUUAUUGCAGUAGACAAUUUUUACGGAGAUGCCUCGUGAGAUUUCUGAGAUGCUCGACGAAACAAUUCGCGCGUGCGAUCCCGGAAAUAGUUGAAAGGCAUGUUUGAAGAAACAUCCUCUUUCGUACUUGAAAAUCCUUUUAUACCCUCGUGCGACGAUCCCGGGAAGGAUCUAAUGCGCACGAGAGAUUGAUCGGUGAUCGAGGUUAAGUAUUUGGGGUAAAAUGCAUUUCUUAAAGACUUGCUUUAAAAUUGGGCUCGAUAGAUCGUAUGCCCAGACGAAAGGACGUAUUCGUUCUUCGACGAAAGCAUAACGAAGCAUCGGUAAUAAUUUACAAAAUGCCAAUUAAUUCUAAUGCAAAUUAAGGCAGAUCAAAUCUUGGAAGAGCUGUCAAUAAAACAUAUAAAAUAUCGAUCAACGAUCUAGCACCGUUUGCUUCUCUUGUUUCAUCGACGCGAAAUCUCAGGAUAAAAUUAGGACAGGACCCGAGUAUCGAUCGUAAAAAAUCUUGAGAAAGGAUCUCUUCUUCAUUUUCAUUUGUCGCAGAUUUUGUCGAGUCACAAUCGAAUGACGUUUGCGAUGCUGCUCGAUCCUUUGAUUCGUAUUUAUAAAUUAAAGGCAGAUAGAAGGACAUUUCGCAGCAAACGAGAAAUCUGCGAGCAAGACAUUGUUCAUUAUAUAAGGUGACUCUUGCCUCUAUUUAAAAUGACUUUCCGAAGAGAAAUAAAGAGGACGAAAUAAACGUGAAGAUCGUGGAAUUAAAUGUAGGAAUUAAUUAAUUAAAGAAAGGAACAUUGAAGGUGAUAUUAGCAGUGAUUAAAGGAAGCAACUUGCACCGCUACUAUAAGUUAUUUAUGUAUUGUUUUGCGGAUUUUACUUCCAACAUCCUCUAUUAUGAGCACGCCAUUAAAUCAUUGUUCAGAACGCGUCGAGGAACAUAUAUAUUAAUUUCUAUUAUAGUUAUAUAGCACAGUUUUAUGUGUAUAUCUAUUUGUUAAGAAUUAGCCGAUAAGCUGUAUUAUUUGAGUGAGUUGUAUGAUCUUUUAGAUAAAGUAACAAUAUUCCGAGUAAGAAAUUUUAAAAAUUGAGCAUGAAAUGUGUGUGUUUCCUAUUACUUAUUUCUAUAAGAUUUAUAGCUGUUAUAAAAUUCUAGAAGAAUUAAUCUGUUAAAGCAAAGAAUAUAUUUUAUAUUUUAUUUAUAUAUUUUA